CCAUUAAAUGCCGAUUCUUCUAUCCUAUUCUAUUCUUCCUCGAUUCUACUCUCGUUUCUCUGUAUGUAACUCUGUGAAUUCACAUGAAUACGCGACGCGACAACAGACACAGACAGAGUCUCGUAUUUCAUGACCUUCUUUUUUUUGUGUGUGUGUGUUCUUAAGUGCUUCGCUGCUUUGACAAUGAGAUUCCGCAGGCAGACAGAUCUACAAAUCCAAUCCGUCGAUUGAUUCUCCUCGCCCACACAACGCUCCAAUGGCUCAGUACACGCAGCAGUUCCUCAACAGCGUCCUCUCCCAGCGUGGGCCGUCGGCGCUGCCGUACGCGGAGGACAUGAAGUGGCACAUCCGGCAGCACUUGUUGUACCUCACCGAGGCCUACCCUUCCCUGCAACCCAAGACCGCCGUCUUCACGCACAACGAUGGCCGCACCGUCAACCUCCUACAGGCAGACGGCACCGUCCCUAUGACUUUCCAAGGCGUCACGUACAACAUCCCUGUCAUCAUCUGGCUCAUGGAGUCCUACCCUCGCCACGCGCCGCUCGUCUUCGUCAAUCCUACCCGCGACAUGAUCAUCAAGCGCCCCCACCCCUUCGUCUCCCCCAACGGCGUCGUCUCCGUUCCUUACCUUCACUCUUGGGUCUUCCCGGCCUCCAAUUUGGUCGAAUUGGCUAGAAACUUGAGCCAUUUCUUCGCCCGCGAUCCGCCGCUGUACUCGCAGCGUAAGGCGUCAAACCCUAAUUUGAAUCAAAGCUACGGGAGCGCCAAUUCUUCUGCUGGAUCCACUCCGGCGCGGCCGGCGAUCCCUCCGAGAGACUACCCCCCUUCCCCGACCCCACCCGCUCCGUAUGGAAGCGGUAGGGUAAUGGACGAUCCGGCUGAGGUAUUUAAGAAAAACGCCAUAAAUAAGCUCGUGGAGAGUCUGAAUGGUGAUAUUAAGAACAUGAGGAAGAGUAGGGAAGGGGAAAUGGAAGGACUCUUUGCAACGCAGGCAGUGUUGCGAAAACGUGAGGAGGACUUAACCAAAGGCUUGAAGGAAAUGCAGGAUGAAAAGGAAGCACUCGAGCAGCAGCUACAAAUGGUUUUGAUGAACAGCGAUGUUUUGGAGGGAUGGAUAAGGGAGAACGAAUCGAAAUUGAGGGGCAACGAUGUCGGCAAUAUUGACAUUGAUGAAUGCUUUGAGCCCUGUGAUGCUCUGUCCAAACAAAUGAUGGAUUGCACAGCAUUGGAUUUGGCGGUUGAGGAUACUAUAUAUGCUUUGGACAAGGCUGUGCAGGAAGGAGCAGUGCCAUUUGAUCAGUACUUGAGGAAUGUGAGGCUUUUGGCACGAGAGCAGUUUUUCCACCGUGCCACCUCUUCGAAAGUUAGGGCCAUCCAAAUGCAGGCUCAGGUUGCUAGCAUGGCUGCCAGGGCACCCCCCUCCCAGUAUGCAUUCUGAUCAGGUUGUAUAUAUCUUCUUCAUUGUGAUAUUGUUUUUGUUUUCGUAUGGUUUGGUGAUAUAUGAAUAUUGCAUGUGAUUAAUGACAGCUUCUUACUACAGAUAUAUUCUGUUUCUGUAGAAUAGGGAAUGUUCUUUGUUCAUUUUGUGUUUUGAGAAAGGGUCGUGGGUCUGAAGCUUACUUUUAACCUGCUAUUGGGAGCACUGAAAUUUGAUUAACUUUUGUAGUUGUUUUGCUAUUCGUCGCUACUUUAGAGGAUAUACAGAGAUGGCUUUGUUA
Messenger RNA from Andrographis paniculata, 1718 nucleotides. Its product is annotated as protein ELC-like. Gene Ontology annotation, biological process: protein modification process; protein transport; endosome to lysosome transport. The transcript is spliced from 2 exons. Bases 257 to 1438 code for a protein of 393 amino acids. Gene Ontology annotation, cellular component: ESCRT I complex. The record is from RefSeq and is a predicted model, not a curated record. Lineage: Eukaryota; Viridiplantae; Streptophyta; Magnoliopsida; Lamiales; Acanthaceae. Gene Ontology annotation, molecular function: ubiquitin binding.